Molecule: messenger RNA, 231 nt
Organism: Cooperia oncophora
Lineage: Eukaryota; Metazoa; Nematoda; Chromadorea; Rhabditida; Trichostrongylidae
Source: the annotation of a GenBank genome assembly
AUGCCUAUAAUGGGCUACGACUCAAUUCGUCGUAUCGCUACACUAUCUCAGCUUACGAUCCCCGAAUCGAUUCUAUCUGAUCUCGAGCCUAUCAAGUAUGACGACGAUGCUGUGAGAAAGUACGGAACCGUCAAGGUAGUUCAUCAUGUGCAUUGUUCUGAAGAUAAAAAGAAUGGGAAAACCUUGUAUGGGAGGAAGAACGCAAAGGCAACACGCUCGACACCCUACUGA